GGGACCUUCUCCUCCUUGGCCGGCGGUGAAGUGGCUCCUUACGGAGCAGCCCUUGGUUACAGAGGCGGAAGGGAAGGCAUCCUCUGUGGAAUCGGGAUGGAGGGACCUGGAGAAUGAUUAGGAUCCCGUCUCGUACCUGGGGCCGCCCUGAGCAAGCUCGUCCUUCAGGGGUAGGCGGCCUUGGGCUUAGGUGCGCGCGCAUCCUUCUCUCCUCCCCCCCCUCCCUUUUUUAAUUGAGACCCUCGAGUUCAGCCAUCUGCAGUAUGUGAGCCUCGCCUUGCUGAUUCUCGCCGGCCUCGUCUUUGCGAUCAGCAAGAUUAUAAGAUGAAUAAUCUUUCCUUUAGUGAACUCUGCUGCCUAUUCUGCUGUCCACCAUGUCCAGGCAAAAUUGCUUCCAAACUGGCGUUUUUACCCCCAGACCCCACAUAUACACUGAUGUGUGAUGAAAGUGGGAGUCGCUGGACUCUACAUCUUUCUGAUCGUGCAGACUGGCAAUACUCUUCUAGAGAAAAAGAUGCCAUUGAAUGUUUCAUGACUAGAACCAGCAAAGGUAACAGGAUUGCCUGUAUGUUCGUGCGUUGUUCUCCUAACGCCAAGUAUACCUUGCUUUUUUCACAUGGAAAUGCUGUUGACUUAGGUCAGAUGAGCAGCUUUUACAUAGGACUUGGUUCACGGAUUAAUUGCAACAUAUUUUCAUAUGAUUAUUCUGGAUAUGGAGCAAGUUCUGGAAAACCAACAGAGAAGAAUCUGUAUGCUGACAUCGAUGCUGCUUGGGUAGCUCUUAGAACAAGAUAUGGAAUCCGCCCUGAAAAUGUGAUUAUAUAUGGCCAAAGUAUAGGAACAGUGCCAUCUGUGGAUCUUGCUGCUCGUUAUGAAAGUGCUGCUGUAAUUCUUCAUUCUCCUCUAACCUCAGGGAUGCGUGUGGCUUUUCCUGAUACUAAGAAGACCUACUGCUUUGAUGCAUUUCCAAACAUUGACAAAAUUUCUAAAAUAACAUCUCCAGUGUUAAUAAUUCAUGGGACUGAAGAUGAAGUGAUUGACUUUUCACAUGGCCUAGCAUUAUUUGAACGCUGCCAAAGACCUGUGGAACCACUGUGGGUAGAAGGAGCAGGACACAAUGAUGUUGAGCUUUAUGGACAGUAUCUUGAACGAUUAAAACAGUUUGUUUCACAGGAACUGGUGAAUUUGUAGAUUGCUUUAUACAGUUUUUGCUGUUGAAUUUUGUUGCAGAACUGCACAAUUUAGUAACCACAAUAUAAAACCUGAUGGUUUUGUUUUCAAAUCAGGUCAGUUGCCUUCAUAAAUGUACAGGUAAUGAUUUGUAAACAUAAUUAAUGAAGGUUUUAAAACCCAUUGUUAACUGGAACAAUGAAUGAUAGAGACAAGCUUGUGUGGUUUGUAUAUUUUGUGCAAAUUUUCUUAGACUAUACAUAAGUCAAUUUGCAAGUCUUUCUUAAGAUGUACAAAAAUCAUAGGGAGGAAAGGGAAAUUUUAAUUAUGUAAAAUCAGAUGUAAAAGUGUUGCCAAAUGCUUUAGCAUAUCAGACAAGUUUAUAUACAAUAUUUUUAAAACAUCUCAAAAUGUACUGUGACUUUCUUUGUUGCACAGGUGUAAUUGAAGCAGUAAAAAUAGCAGUUGCGUUUGGAAGAAUAAGAAAGGAUAUGAAAACACUCACUGGAUUUUACAGGCCCUAUUAUAUAGGGAACAAGUCAAAACAGAUGUUUUAUUUUCAUGUCUUAUUCUCAGUGUCACCACUCUUUUCUUGGAUGAUAGACAGACAAAAUUCUGAUUUGGCCACCCAUGUUGCUCUGUAGAAACAGGCACAAAAUAUUGAUUCUUCUUAAAAUUCCUAUUAACAGAGUCUGUAGUAAAGCAACUAAAUUCUUCUGUGGUUUUUCUGAGGUCAUUAAGACUUGUAAAGAUCUUCAUGUUCGGCCAUGUUGAUCUGAUCAUGUGAAGAAUCAGAACUUCACCAGUAAUUCUUAAUGUGAUACGAGGUUUGUAUUGGCAGACAUAUAAAGUUGAGUCAUUUCAGGUUUGAUUUGAAUGUUUAUAAGUGUAGGACUAACUGUUUCAGUUAUUUUGAAAAUUCUACUAAUGUACUAUAUAGUGAAAAGAAUGUUGACAAUUAACUCAUAGUAUAAUAAGUUGCCUUUCCCUUGAAUAAAUUUUGCUUGAAUAAAACAUAAUAGACCUACAAAUGUAGCCUAAUUUGUAAACAAAGUAAUACUCCAAUACACACUGUGCUUCUAAUUUUAAAGCCUUAUAUACUAUACUUGUUCUGCUCAAUGUUGUGAUUGUCUGUCUGAGAAUAUUCAAUAAUGUAUUAUGUAUUGUGAAUGCUUAGGUUCUAGUGUGUUAAACUAAAAUGAAAGAAAUUCCACACACACUUGAUACUGAGUUGUUUUUACAAAGUGUAAACUGUCAGUCUCUGACUAAUCCAUUCUUAUUGAUGAGAGAAAAACUAGAAUAGCAUAAUUUCCAAUGUUAUAAGAAUAUCUUGCCAAAACCUGCUGAUAAAAUUACCUUGACCUUUUCCCUUCCAGAGGUCUUCCCUAUUUCCAUCACAUUUCUGCUUGAGCCAAGGUAUUCUGACAGUCAGUAGUUUGGUAAAAGUCAUGCUAGCUUCUAAUUUAAGCUUUGAAUAGAUUUUAUGUUUUAUAAAUGAAGGACUGAACACAUUAUGUAUACAGAGUAUGUCAGUUUUAGACUGUUGAGAGGUAGCAAAUGUCAAAGAUUUCAAGCAAUUACUAUAUUUUAGUAUAAUGCCAAACUCAACUGAAACAUGAGGUAAUACACAUUGUGACAUCUUUGUACACCACUUGCCUUCUGCCUCCCCACAAAGAGUGUAUAGUAGAACCUGCUGCCAUGAUCAGAAUAAUGGCUGCAGAUUAUCUCUCCUGUGUCACACUGAGGCAUGUUUGUGUCAUUCCCUACACAGAAGUAAAGAGGUUGAGGAAGAUGGGAAGCUGGUUAACCAGCUUAGUGAAGAAAGGCUUAAAGUGCCUCCUGUUCAAUUUGUUAAAGACCACAAAUUGGUAAUAUGUGUGCUAGCUUUGCUUCAUACUCUUUGAGGUAGUUUAAUCAAGAUAAAAUUACUUGGCAUGUAAAUUUAAGUGCCUGAGUAAAAUCUGGUGGCUUACAAUACUGCAUGAUAUGCAUCCAUUCAUAACAAUGAGACCUUUGUGUCACAACUUACUAGAGCAGUUUUAUAAUGUGCAACUUGAAUUUUUAUAGGCUCUAUCUUCAUUCAAGUACCUUUUGAAGGUUUAUUCUGUAUUAUUAAAAUCAAUGUUAAUUAUCCUUCAUGAGAGCAGAAACUUGUUCACUACAGAAGUCCAGUUCUGUAAGUUCAAUACUUAUCAGAAAAACAUAGGACUGUUUAUAUCAGAUUUAUGUUUGGAAAAGAUGCAUCCAUGGAACAUGGACCCUACUCUGUAUUUAGUUCAGAUGUGAUUUUGCACAAAGGAGAAAUGAGAAAUCACUAGCUAUGCUAAUUGCUCAGACAGCAGAAAUCUUAGUAGUUGCCUUUCAGCCCAGAUGAUUAGAAGACACAUAACAGUAGUGUUAAUUCUGCAGAACUUUUCUUACUUUUUUACAUGUCAAGAUCUUAGUGUUUCACAUUUGAAAUCUGCAUAGGUCAUAUUAAUCCUAAUAUCAGUCCAUAUAGGCUCUAAAAAACUCUUACAAUAGAACUCCUAUAAACUUCCAGUUGCCACACUGAAAAAAACAAACAAAUUAAGGCACUGUAUUUUAAGUAGUUAUAUUGAAGCACUAAGAAUUGAGCUGGGGUUGGUAGCUAUGCUAUCUCUUCGUAUGAGUUCCAUUUUGGCAGUGAUUUGAGAUAAAAAUGCCAGCUGUUUUGUUAACUUGCUGUAAGAUGGCUGCAGCUAUGUGGAGGACUAUUUAUUAUAUCUUCAUUCUGAGUAGGUAGCAAGGUGGAUCUCACACUCACUGCCUCAUAUUUCAGAUUGUGGCUAAAGGCUAGAAGAAUUUUUCUCAUAGUUGUCUGUAGUGUCAAUGUGGCUGAAAUUGCCUCUCUGAAUUUACAGCUGGCUGUUGUGGCAAAGUAGGCAUCUAUAUUCAUCUUGGAAGAUUCAUUGUGAAAUAUACCAGUUCAUUAUUGACUAGAAAAGAGGGAGAGUGCAACCUUUGGAUAUUGCAGAUCAUAACUAUUGGGCUGUAAUUACCUGUGGAAAAGGUUAUUUAAACUGUACACUGCUUAUUUCCCGUGCAUGGAGAAGUGUGAUGAACUUCGUCAGAUUGUGCCUAUUCCUGACCUGGGUCAUGUAUCAGUAGAAGAGGGAUUGAGUCUAAUAGCUCUUUAAAGACGAACAGAAUUUGUAAUAGGGUAUGAAUUUUUUGUGAAUCAGUGCUUACUUCAGAUAUGUAAUACCCCACAACAAAUUUUGUUAGUCUUUAAGGUGCUACUGGACUCUUACUCCUUUCUACUGCUACAAACUAACAUGGCUGUGCAUCUUGAACUGGGCCAUGUAUGUUUAAUAUUGUGGAUUGAAAAAAAAGAUUCCACUUCAUAACUUAGAGAUAGAAGCUACCAAAAUAUUUGUGCUUUUUAGAAAUACUGAAAACAAAGAAUAUUCAUAUUUGCUCAUGGAUAAUAGAAUCAAGUUGCCUGCUCAACAUAUUUUGCACAAGGCUUUUAUGAGUUGAGAGCCUUUUUGUGCCAAGAGAGGUAAGCAUAGCUUUUAUUGCACCUCCAAUCAUUAGAACCCUGAUAUUAAAACACUUCCAAGCUUGACCUGAUACUGAUUCUUCACUGAGAUACUUUAUAAAGCUAUUGAUGAGCAAUGAUUAUUGCAUUAAUUGAGAAGCCAUUAUCAAAAACUUGAGCUAACAUAAUUGGGACUAAUGCUUUGAAGUAUUGGAAGGAAGGAAAAGGCAGCUGUAGAUUUUCAGCUUUGUCUUGUCCCUGUGAUGUGUUUGGCUAGGCAAAAAUAAUGUGGAUGGCUCUGGAGAAAGACAGGCUGUCAGGCUGAAUCUUGCUACCUUAGAGAGCAAAAUUGAUGCUUCUUUCACAACACUGUUUGCUUUCAGUCUGAGCACUACCUCAAACUGCUCUGUUACUUUGGGAUCCUUGAUUCCUUGCCUUUGGCAGUGUGUUAUAAGGCAGUUAUGGAUGUGUUCUCUUAAUGCAGCAUCUAAAACAUGUUUUUCAUAAACGCUGCUGGUAAUUCUCUGAAACAAAAACUAUUUGCAUUGAGUUGAAGGUAAAAGAUGUUAAAUGUUCUUUCCAACUGUUGGCUAACCAUGUUUAUUUUCCCUUCUGGUUAGAGUUGAAUUAUUCUUAAUGUUGGUUCUAAAUUUUAUCCACUGUCUUAACUGCUCAAAAAUUCUGCUGAUCAUUGUAUUUUAAGACAACUCAAAUAAAACUGUGUUUUUUACUGUA
Heteronotia binoei (common prickly gecko) is the source of this 5407-nucleotide messenger RNA. RefSeq names its product abhydrolase domain containing 17B, depalmitoylase (gene ABHD17B). Gene Ontology annotation, cellular component: plasma membrane; endosome membrane. The record is from RefSeq and is a predicted model, not a curated record. Gene Ontology annotation, molecular function: palmitoyl-(protein) hydrolase activity. NCBI's taxonomy places the organism in Eukaryota, Metazoa, Chordata, Lepidosauria, Squamata, Gekkonidae. Bases 325 to 1191 code for a protein of 288 amino acids. Gene Ontology annotation, biological process: protein depalmitoylation. The transcript is spliced from 4 exons.